UCGUGCUGUGAACAACCAGAUUGCAAAAAUGAUAUUUCAUCGUGCUAUUUCAUGGAAAGGAGGGGGGAAGAUUUCAUAAGUGAGUUUGCGUUUUUAUACCAGAGUGCCUUGCUAUUACGUUUGAGUGUUGUUUCCUUUUUUCUCCUUUGCGGCAUUUCAUUUUAGGACCGGGGAAUGCCGCGUAGACGUUUUUCUCGCGGAUACUAUACCCAGGUCUUUUCUUAUCUUAUCUCAUCUUUUUCUUAUAUAUAUAUAUAUACAUAUAUAUACGGCUACGGGAGUGUUACGUUUAUAUGUUUGCAACGAGAUUUUUCCUAUCUACUUUACUUCUCGCGAAAAUUCUGGGGGCUAAGGCAUUCAUUGGAUCUCGGGCUUUUUUUCUCUAUCAUUCUUUUCUCUCUUUUUCUUUUCUUUUCAUUUUCGUUUUUCAUACAUACACUUUGGAAAAUGGGUUCUGGCUGUGGCAUACAGACGUAUGGACAGAUAUGUAGGUAGUAGUAUAAUGAAUAACUGUAUAUUGUAUGGAUUCUGGCGCUUUCGCUGUUAAACUCGAUAUAUCUUGGUAAUUAUCGUGGUUGUGUAUGUUGAUGCCGCUUCCCCAUC
Molecule: messenger RNA, 603 nt
Organism: Trichoderma asperellum CBS 433.97
Lineage: Eukaryota; Fungi; Ascomycota; Sordariomycetes; Hypocreales; Hypocreaceae
Source: RefSeq, a predicted model, not a curated record